Molecule: messenger RNA, 1380 nt
Organism: Geosmithia morbida
Lineage: Eukaryota; Fungi; Ascomycota; Sordariomycetes; Hypocreales; Bionectriaceae
Product: RNA polymerase Rpb1 C-terminal repeat domain-containing protein
Exons: 3
Coding region: 1-1380 (459 amino acids)
Source: RefSeq, a predicted model, not a curated record
AUGCCUGACCCAAAGGCAAAGCCGACUACGACUAACUCGAAGGGCCCAAAUCCCAAGGCCGGCAAGCAAUCAAGCAUCUGGUCUCUUAUAUGCCUUGCCCGGGAAGUGGCGGGCGAUACGGAAAGUAUACAGGACUUCUCAGAUCUAAUUGACCAGAAUAAGAGGCUUCAGAGCCAGCUCAGGGAAACCUCCGACGAGGUUUCACGUCUCACUACGGAACUGAAAGAGACGAAGGCCAGAGCCGACACGGAAAAGCUCACGUUGAUGACGACAUUCGGCGAACGGUACACAGUCUUCGCACAAGCCGAGACCGAUAUAGAGCGAUAUCGGAAGCAGGCAGACGAGGCCAAAGCCCAGCUGAGGACAGCUCAAGAUGAUGGCGCCUCUAAAUCAAGGAGUGUGUAUUCGCUGCAAGCUGGCCUGCGGUCUGCGGAGAGAGAAGCCGAUAAGCUGCGACAGAAGAACAAGACGAUGGAAACGAGCUGCAUCAUUCACAGUUCCCAGCUCCAGGCAGCCGAGGCUGAGCGUGACGACCUCCGGUCGGAGUUGAAGGGGGUCAGGGAAGAGUUGGGCCACAACCUCUUUCACGAGGUAGAUGGAGAACGAGAGACGACACUUCGGCACCACCUGAAAUCUCUGUCGGACGAAUCCCACACCAUUGCCAAGGAUUUCAUAUCUCAUUCCCAGACCACAAUGACGCCCGCCCAGAGAAUCCAGGCUCUCGUACCCGAAUUGCCCCUGUUGGUCGGGACAAGCAAAGAGGCCAUCCUGAUGCGUCGUGCGGCGGGCCAGGCCAUCAUCUGCCAGGCGUUGAUGGAGCACAUUUUCCUCCCGUUCUACAUCUCGAAAGAUUUGAGGCAGGCGGCCGAUCAGAUGCUAGACUUCUUCGACGAAAAGGAGAAACAGAUGACGUACCGCUACCAAAUCACAAAGCUCCUGAUCGAUGAAGAUGUAGACGCUGCGGUUGAAGACGCCUCUACAGAAGUAUGCAGGCAUCUCGAUCGGCUGGUUCCGUCUGAGAAUGAGCAGAAUCUACAUCGGAGAGUGACCGAUUUUCUGAUACGUGCAGCCAAUAUCUGGAAGACCGAAGGCCAGACGGCUGCUGAUCUAUUAGAGAUCACGACCCCCAAUACGGACGACGAGGGGGUGGAGACGUAUGCUGAAUUCGGGGAGCGUAGCAAUGGGAAGGCUGCGAUGGAGAGCCAUAAGGUAGCCGCUACGCUGUUUCCCCGAAUCAAGGCCAACGGCAAGAUACUGCAUGGUGGGACGGUCGUCUGGUCUGACUCGUCAGUCGUGAGGACCGCCAAGGAUCAGGCUCCAAGCACGGGGUUGGGACGCAAUGGCACAUUUCGAAAGAACAGUCGGCACGGGCGCGGAUAG